AUGCAACACCUCUCGCGGUCGACCCUAGGGUUCAUUGGUUCUGCUCAAACUCUCUGGUGGUUUCCAGCUCUCGCGCAACGAGAUUCUGCGGCAGCAUCGACCAUUCUAAAUCAGCAUCUGGAGCACGUUUUUAGAUUGCCCUUGUGUGGACCAUGGAGCAUUUUUGGAGUAAAAAGUGAGAACCUGAGUAAGCGGUGCUACACAACCUUGAAGGUCAAACCUAGCUAUUACAUGGAAGAAUUGCAGAUAGCUAUCAAGGAUGCUACACAGAGAAAUAUGGUGGGCACAGGUACUGAGGAUGCUACAGAGAGCCCUCCGAUCGGGGCAACCAUUAAGGAUGUUAUAAAGGGCAGUAAAACUGCUAUUGAUGGUAUAUGUCCUGCAACAAUUCAUCCGAACAGUAGCCAUCGUGAUGGCACUAUAUACAAGAAAAGGCUUUACUGGAAAAGUGACUAUAAUAUUGAUAUCACUGACCGUGAUGAAACUCGGGUGGAGCCAAUGAGGUUUGCAGCGACCACAAAUUGCCUUCCUGAUCCGGACAAUUGCUACUACCAUGUGCCAUGUCAAAUGAUGCAGAUUUUCUCACUGAAGUUGGCUAAAGCUUCUAUAAACAGUGGGUUGAUACAGUUAUAUGGAUACAUAGCAGCACGAGAUGAUGUUGAUUCAAAGCUUAAUUAUGUUUUCAAUCGAAGCAGAGAUGAUCAUAUCAUCGUGCAGCAGGGUUCCCUCAUCGAAAUGACUGGCCCUAAGAGAGGCGUCGCACUGAAUUGUGAUGUUCUGUUUGAGUUUGACAUGAGAAUCAAGAAUGGGGAGCAAGAGGAAAAUGAUCUCCAGCUAAUUGACGGAGUAACAGAAUUUUAUGAAAUUAGCAUGCCGUGUAAACCAUUCACUAUUCGCAUUAAUGGUGAUGCUGGCGCAGUGGACAUGUCUUUAACAAAUGUUUAUGGAGUUGAGGCUACAGUAGAAAUCUUCAUAUCCGAAGUGGAAAAUGGUUUUGAUUUAUCUAUCUGCUGUGUUGUUUCGGUACUGGAGGAACAUAAAGAAUUUCAGCUUUUUGGUGCUCCUAUUGGUGAAUCGUGUGGCUUAAGAAGGUUUGUGAUUGCUGUCGAGAUGGAUACUAUGAUGCAUUUGAAGUUCAAGGUACACCAACACGGCUCAAAUGUUGAACAUUGCUGUUCCUUUGAAGCUAAGCUGCAUGGAUGUGCCAGCCAUGACAUAAAGCUUGAGGUCGCUUCUCUCUCAGUGAAGGUGACUUGGUCGGCGUUAAUUGAAUAA
Messenger RNA from Miscanthus lutarioriparius, 1275 nucleotides. The record is from the annotation of a GenBank genome assembly. Lineage: Eukaryota; Viridiplantae; Streptophyta; Magnoliopsida; Poales; Poaceae.